This is a messenger RNA of Lactuca saligna, 1490 nucleotides long. NCBI's taxonomy places the organism in Eukaryota, Viridiplantae, Streptophyta, Magnoliopsida, Asterales, Asteraceae. The record is from the annotation of a GenBank genome assembly.
AUAGAUCCGUGAUUUUCUUUCUAUUUUACCCCAAUUGAAUAGAACCCUAAUUUGCAACUUUGUAAAACCUUGUUUGGCCCAGCAUACAACGCAGAGCUCUUUCUUUGUAAUGCUCCAUUUGGACACCAAAAAUCCUAGCAAUUCUCACACGACUGCGUCCUCUAUAUCCCUACUUGCAUUUAAGCCUCGCCAAGUUCUCCUUGCUCAGCAUAGUUCAAGAAGCACGAUGGCUGCUUCUGCUUUGAAGGAGGAAAAUAGCAGCAACAUCACAUCUUUGACCCCCGAAUUGAAAGGAGCUCUUCACCAAUCUAUGCUUGAUUACUUCCAUCGUAACGGAUUCUCCAAAACCCUCAAACGAUUUCAGUCAGAAGCUCCAAUUCAGACUGAUACACAAAAGGCUUCUCUGCUACAUUUGGAGGACAUAUUCUGCAACUACAACACUUGCAAUGCUGAUAGUAAUAAGAACACAAGCAAGACACCAGUGUUAGGAAAUGAUGAGGCUAUAAAAAAAGAUAACUUUUGCAUCACCAAUGAGGAAAUAACAACCAAAAAGAAGAAGAAAAAGGGUGUCAUUGAGAGUGAAAACAGUGCUAUUAAAGAUCAACAAGAAGUCACUGAUAAAAAGAUAUUCGAAUUUGUAAAAACACCCGUAAAUGAUACAAUAAAUGGAUUAAAAAUAGAGGAUUCAACCAAGAAAGUUGCAGACAAAGAGAAGAAAAAGAAGAAAAAGAAGUUGAGCAAUGAUUCUGGAGACACUGAAAAGGAACGUAUUGAGCCAUAUGAGACUAAAAAAGAAGAAAAGAGUUCCAAGAAAAGAAAAAGAUCCGAUUCUGAUGAAAUUGAGAUAGUUACUGAAGAAUCCAAGUGCCAAAAGACUGAAACUUUAAAAGAAAAAAAGAGUAAAAAGGAAGAAAACAAUGGACAAGAAACAUCUAAUAAACAGACAAAUGGGCAACUUGAGAUGAAUGGUGAAAAGUCGGGUGCCCAUAAAUCAACAAAAAAACAACAAAAUGUCACAACUGAGCCAAAAACAGUAAAUGCAUUUCAAAGGGUGAAAAUCGAUCAAGUGGAAUUCGCACACGAGAAAUUACAAGAUAAUUCUUAUUGGGCGAAGGAUGGUGCAGAGAUUGGGUAUGGUGCUAAAGCACAAGAAGUUCUAGGUCAAGUGAGAGGGAGGGAUUUUCGACAUGAGAAGACAAAGAAGAAACGUGGAAGUUAUAGAGGAGGCCUAAUAGACCUACAAUCUCACUCCAUAAAGUUCAAUUAUUCCGAUGAGGAGUGAUAGUGAUUCUUUAAGGAUUUUUUUAAUAUCAAUUUUGUAUUAUUGUAUGAACCGAAUGAUCAGCGGGUAAUACAUGUACCCAUCAAAAUUUUGACAAUGUUUGGGUUUCUUUGUGAUGGUAUAAUUAAAUGGAAGGCUAAUGAAAUGGGGAGGGCAAAUGAAGCAUUUCUAAUAUAAUAAAAAUUUUUAGAUAAAUAUAAAGUAGGUC